AUGGCAAGGACUCAUUGGUUUCUAUGCCUGGUGGCAUGUCUCGUCGCCCUCCUGUCACCUACUAGCGCAGUAGAAAUCAACGAGAUCUUCACUGUUCAAGGCACCGCUGCUAAUGGUGGGUGCGAUAAUCGGAUGGCCACACUGAAAGAUUGGCGUCAGGAAUGUGAAGUCUCAAUCAAGAAGGCAUUGGAGGCCAUAGGCCGAUAUGCCGAAACAAAAGGGCAAGCAGGUGAACAAGGCGAUCAAGGGGCUCUUAGCUCUAGGGCUUUGAUGAUUCAAGAUGCCAUGACAACUUGGUUCAGUGUCAAACUGAGAAGCAAAGGCGAUGCUGCGGCUGUCAAACAAGUCAAACAAGAAAUUCAAUGGGUCCAUGAUUUUUUCACCCGGAAAACAUUGGCGGAUGGAACUUCCGAGUACCCUCGGAGCCAUCACUGGUUACACUGUGACAGCACCUUUCUCGAUUCGCGGAAUCCUGGAGACGGUGCACAGGCCUUUGAUGGUACAGACAUUAAAGAUGACAAUGGCAACCCCGUCGCCAUUAGUGCUAUACCCGGAUACUUAAAGCGACUGAGGGAAGGAAACGCAUGGUGGGGAGGGAACCACGCAACACCGCGAGGCUACUAUUUCUCAGACGAGGGCGGCCUCUAUUGCUCGGGGACAGGCCUCGGUCUAACCGCCGGCAUCCAACCACUCAAGCGAGGCGCCGAUGGCAAGGCUGAAGUGGACCUCGAGAUUCAAAGCGUCAUUCUUUGCCCUUCUUCCUUUGACACCAGCCCGAGGCCGAACAGCUACAGAGAAGCGAGCAACUUGCUUCAAGCUGGGACGAAUCUUGCCGAAGCCGUGCCCAAGAGUGCUACCCUCCUUCACGAGGUUUUUCAUGCCCUACGCGGAGGUUACUUCUUAGCAGGCAAGGUGGAACAAGUCGACCUCGGCCAAUGCAUCAGCUUUAACGCCCAAAAGAAACGCACAAACCCUGAAAAUUACGUCUUCUUCUUUGCCCACAUGACUCACUUGUUUGGUGUGGCCGAUGGCAGCCAGCCUUGGUCAAUCCCAAAUAACUGGGACUUUGAGAUUCAGGGGCCUGACCGAAUCUUUGGGGCCAAGCAACCCAGUACCUAA
Messenger RNA from Clonostachys solani, 1119 nucleotides. Lineage: Eukaryota; Fungi; Ascomycota; Sordariomycetes; Hypocreales; Bionectriaceae. The record is from the annotation of a GenBank genome assembly.